Molecule: messenger RNA, 5275 nt
Organism: Ornithodoros turicata
Lineage: Eukaryota; Metazoa; Arthropoda; Arachnida; Ixodida; Argasidae
Product: mucin-2-like
Exons: 2
Coding region: 48-3353 (1101 amino acids)
Cellular component (GO): extracellular matrix
Molecular function (GO): protein binding
Source: RefSeq, a predicted model, not a curated record
GUCUCAACGUUUCACUGUGACCGUCAAAACCGAUACGUCGUGCCGUGAUGCAUCCAAUUCUCCUUUGGUGUCCCCUGCUGCUCCUGUGUCAUUUCUGUGAUGCACGGAACUCGAGCAUUUCAUGGAACUGCACGAUCGCUUCUCCGACGUCCACAGUUUCGUGCACGGGAAGCAAAGUGAACGAGACAACAGUGCUUUGGCUGGAAGACUCGGACCUGCCAUCGGGGAUCGACCCUGCUCGUGUUGACGCUCUCGCUCUAUCUGUGCCCUCUGUGCAUGUCGUCACCGAGCUGUCUGUGCCACUUCCCAACCUCCAACGCCUAGACCUCCGGAACAGUGGAGUCUCCAGUGUCUCCGCGGAUGCGUUCGGGACCCUCGGAAGCCACUUAACUGGGCUCUCGCUCACGAGUAACGCGCUCGCUUCCGUGCCGAGAGAUGCGCUUAAAGGCACUCCCCACCUCACCUCUCUUUUCCUUUCAAACAACACGAUAACGUCACUUCAGGGCGAGGACUUUGAGGGGCUUACCAAUAUUUCCAACCUUGCCUUGAGGAAUAACACAGUUAGUAGUAUAGCAGACGGCACCUUUGCGCGUCUGGAAAACCUAGUUACCCUCGAUCUUGCGCUUAACCGUUUGACCGCGUUUAACGCUACAAAAGUGGGCCUCGGUUCUUGCACCGCCGCUGUUUCGACGUCAUGCAGCCUUCUCGAGAGCUUGAACUUGCAUCGAAACCUUCUAUCUGGUAGGGACAUGGUUCUUCACCUACCUCUCCUGCAACAGCUCGAUUUGAGCCAAAACACCAUCAGUGACUUAUCCUUUCUCGGGGGCAAGAAAUCCUCGCUUCAGUCUCUCAUUGUGCUAGACCUAAGCCGCAACAGGAUCGGUCAUUUAAAAAUGGACGUUUUCGUGACGCUGACAAAACUGCAACAGUUGGACCUGAGUCAGAAUGAGAUUGACAUAUUGGACGGCCACGCUUUUCUUGGACUGUCAUCCCUUCGUAACCUUGAUCUAUCUGUGAAUGGCUUGACGUAUCUGGACGCCAAUCGCACGCGAGGACUUUCGUCGCUUGAGGCUGCCAACUUUAGUGACAACGACAUUGAAUACGUCCUCUCUGGGUCAUUUGCAAGCAGUCCGCUUCUUAGGAGUGUCAUCUUAACAGGUAAUCCCCUGGACUGUAGCUGCACAUUGUACACUUUUGCCAGACUCCUCAAGACACUCUCGGAUGACUCCAUCUCGUCAGCAAUAUGUGAUGGCAGUACCACUAAAGUUGUUGAGUUCGACUUCACGUCUCUGGGCUGCUCGAAAGAUCAUUCAGAUGCCCCUUCUCAACCUGCAACUACUACAACACUUGCAACUACCACCUCAACUGAGACACUUACAACUGUUGCGGAUUCUCCUACGGCAUCCACUCAAGCACCCUCAUCCUCUGUGGGUCACAGCACGACUGAUCUGACAACAGUCCCGCAACUGAUGGACAGCACUCCUACGAGUGCUCUCGCAAAGAAGUUUGAUGGUGGCAUGGACAUUGUACAUUUUGAGCGAACCAACAACACAAUCAAACUCUUUUUUAGUGGUCAUGGACUAGAACUGCCAGGCAAGCAGAUUAAUUGCUCAGUUUCUGUAGGUAUCUUAGGAUACUCGCAUAAUAACAUUACCGUUCAGUGCCCACAUAAUGGAGAGAACAGAACGGCUCUAGUCUCGUCUCUCGACAGCAAGCGUGAUUACGAGAUCUGCCUGUUGGCUUUCGAAAGCAACAAUGUGCUACUUCGUAAAUGCACGAUAUUCAAUUCUACAAUGCUCAGUAUGUCAUUACCUGUAACAACAACAACCGCAAGGGCGGACCUUCCAACCACCAACGUGGAUUCUCGAUUUACUGGGCCGGAAACGUCGGCUACCACCAUUACAUCAACUGAUGCUACAACGCAGCCCACAGAAUACAAGCAUGACGAAACAACCACAGCAUCAACUGUACUUGAGAACGUAACCCUCUCAUCGACAGAAACAGAAGGUGCAGUAACAGGCAUUCACAGCACGACCACUAUUCCUACACACGAGAAGCUGGUGGUGAACUGGAAGCCCAGUAACAUCUCAGACACCACUUCUCAGCCCACAACUACUACAGUGCUUGCAACUAUCACAUCAACUGAGACACUCACAACCGUUUCAGAUUCUCCUACGGCAUCCACUCAACGACUGAUGGCCAGCACUCCUACGAAUGCUCUCUCUGAGAAGUUUGAUGGCUACAUGGACAUUGUGCAUUCCGUGCGAAUCAACAACACGAUCAAACUCUUUUUCACCGGUCACGGACUAGAACUGCUGGGCAAGCAGAUUAAUUGCUCGGUUUCUGUUGGUAUUUUAGGAUACUCGCACAAUAACAUUACUGUUCAGUGCCCGCGCAACAAAGAAAACAGAACAGCACUAGUUUCAUCUCUCGAUAACAGGCGCGAUUACGAGAUCUGCCUGUUGGCAUUCGAAAGCAACGACGUGCUGCUUCGUAAGUGCAUGAUAUUCAAUUCUACGACGCUCAGUGUGUUGCCACUUACAACGGGAGCAACACCGGUCAUUACAACCACAAAGAAAGAUUCUCCGACUACUAGGUUGAAAACGUCGGCUGCUACCGUUACAUCAACUGAUGCUACAAUGCAGCCAACAACAGAAUACAAGUAUGAUGAAACAAGCACAGCAUCUAGUGUACCGGUGGACGUAACCCUGUCAUCGAGAGAAAUAGAAGGUGCAGGAACCAGUGUUCCCAGCACGCUCAUGUAUGUACAGCUAAUUCCUACACGAGACAAGCUGGUAGUGAACUGGGAACCCAGUGGCUUCUCCGUCCACAGCGAUUCUCGGUGCAACUUCACCAUCACUGUUCUCGAGAACAACGUCACCAUAGCCAGCUCAGAAGUACUGUGCAGUCCCGGACGACAGAUCGACAUCAAGAUAUUGGACUGGUGCAACGAUUACUUCAUCUGCUUGAGAAGCCGGAACUUUAAAUCAGUCUGCCACUCAAUUUCCCCCACUCAACUUGGAAUGAAAUGCACAAAAAGUGAUAUCAGUGUCGGCGCAAUAUCGGGGGCCAGUGGUUCGGGUGUUGGCCUUCCAGUUUCCCUGAUGGUUGUCAUAGCUGCCCUGGUAUUAACUGCAGUAGCCGUCGUAAUCAUAAUAGUUUUGCGUCGCCGUCGUACGCACGUUGUUACGCGGAAGAAGAGCAGCGAAGGUAGCAUACGGAUGCAGGUGAAUCGGCGGUCAGGAUCGUAUACUGUCAAGGUGGCCGACGACUCCACAACUGUCAACAAUGCUGCAAGCCUACAAACAUUUGGGAAAGUUUCACAGCGAGCGUCGUCUGUAGAUGAGCUCUGAUUUGCAGGUGUGACCCUUGAGACUGCUUUGCUCACAGUGACAUCACAGUGCAAUCCUGUUCAUUCUAAUUAUUCAUUAGAUGUAGAUAUUCAUUAGGUUAGAUAUUCACUAGGUCUAAUAAUUCAUUGUAAUGCAGUGGCGUGAGGGGGGCCGUAGGGGCGGUCGCCCCAGGUGCAAGAUUUUUUGGGGCGCAAGUUGUCGACAGAGAGAGAAAAGUUCAAAACAACAACGCCGAAAUUGUUUAUCACUUGAAAAAAAUCUCAAUUUUUUAACAUUGGGCGCUCUUGGAACGUUCUUCUGGGCGCCUCAAAGGCGAAGGCGAUUGAAGCAAGGUUCGAUAUACCACGCCGGUGUAAAAUUGCACCCUGUGUGCUUCGGCAGUAGACUGUGUGUGAUGAGACAGCAGGGCAUAUUCUCAAGGUGAAGCAACCGAAGCGCAAAGUCCAUGAAGCGUUUUCUACUGCAUGGGGGGAUUCUGAUGCAUUACUGUUAAGUGUCUUGCUUGGGGGCGCGAUUCUCAUUUCACUCCGGGCGCUGCGAACCCACACUAUGCUGCUGCAAAGGGGAAUGAAGAUUUGUUCGAAUGCACGCAGAGUUCGAAUUGAAGGGAUAUGCUCUGCAUGAGGGCUUCAUGCGUUGCAGCGCAUAUUAGCUGCAUCGGAGACACGUCAUGACCCGUUGGGCCUCGCGGCACGUUCGCGGUCGCGGGAUUGGCUGAAAUAUAGCAGGCUCAUUCUUUCCAGAAUAUUUAUUUAGAGGCAGGCAUCAAAACAGCUCAGGGCAGAAAAUAACCUUAUAUGCGCUUGCUUUUGUUUCUUCAGCCACGACUCUGUUAACGUCAUUCCAAUUCCGUCAUUCCAAUCACGAACUCCACGAACACGAAUAUCAGCAACCCAAUUUGAGAAAAUAUCGAACUAUGUCGGCCAUUUUGGGGGGGUUACUGUAUAGUCAACAGGAUGGGCUUUGAACCCCUCAAAACAGAGAGGCUUUCUUGCUUUGCCGACGCCGAGUUCCGUGCCAGUCACAUUUGCGUGCACCAUUAUGGUGAUUCGUUCCUUGCUACUCCUUCCUGAGGCAGAAGUAUUACUUUUAAUUGGAAUGGGCUUAUAAGUAAUAAGUGAACCUAACGUUUAAUAAGUAAAGCUGUCCCUGACAUGCCAACAGCGUACAGGCCACGCUUCAACGUCGAUGUGUGGUUUACCGCGGUCAGGCGAUCUUCUUUGAAUAAACCGCUCCACACGUUCAUGUGUUCGAAUUACCGACUCUCUUCCCCCCCCCCUCAAAUACACAUGGAUUUGCCAGGACCGAAGUGUCAGUUCAAAUUAUCCGGAAGUUCCAAUUAAGAUAUUUCAAAUUAACGGGGUUGCACUGUACCACUUUGUUUUCACAUGCAGCAGUACAGCUAGCACUUCUGGGCCUCUACUUAUUGGAGCGAUGGCUUCGAGCACUGUUUCCAUACUGCCGUAGAUUACACAACUUGAAUGUGCGUUCGAGAAAAUCCUGUCUCAUUCAUUUCUGUUGUUUGGGUAUUCCCAAGGAAGCCUAAAUGACGUACCAUAUGUAUUAGAGCUAUGCAAAUAGCAAAAUUUCCAUUGCAAAUAGUUCACGAAUUUUUCACUUGCACUUUGAAUCGAAUCCGAAUACAAUUUCUUCAUACGGCGAAUCAAAUUCGAAUGAUCAAAAAAGGCCCAAUCCAAAUAAUCUCGAAUACCACACGGCGAAAUGUUUUGUGGUGCUGUGCUCAUUCGAUGAUGUUCUGCUCCAAACUUGUGAGCCUUUUCACCCAGCAUAAGAUAUUGUGAGAGAAGGGUCGAUCUGUGUCGUUCGCACACUCUAACACGUAUCAAUUGAGUUUCAGAAAGUUGUAAAUACCCUGUGUACUACCAACAGAAACAAUAAAGAACCUAGAUAAACCAUGAUAA